This is a messenger RNA of Elaeis guineensis (African oil palm), 1824 nucleotides long. Its product is annotated as scopoletin glucosyltransferase-like. The record is from RefSeq and is a predicted model, not a curated record. Lineage: Eukaryota; Viridiplantae; Streptophyta; Magnoliopsida; Arecales; Arecaceae. Gene Ontology annotation, molecular function: UDP-glucosyltransferase activity.
GAGAAGAGACCUUCAUAAGCCAUGACGAAGGAGCGCCUGCAAAUCAUUAUGAACUCCAAGCCAAAGACCUCUUCCAUUGAUUUUAUUACAAAUCACUGAAACACUCUCCCCAUUUAACCUGAUCUCUGAAACAGGGGGAAAAAGGACUCCCCUUAGUAGUGUUUGCCGUCUCUCGGAGCUUCACCAUGGGAUUAAGCACUCAAGACCUCCACAUCCUCUUCUUGCCUUUCAUGGCCCCAGGUCACAUCAUCCCCACCGUCGACUUGGCCAAGCUCUUCGCCUGCCGCGGCGUCAAAGCCACCAUCCUCACCACCCCGGGCAACGCCCCCUCCAUCCAGCCAUCCAUCGACCAUGCCAAUGACUCCUGCUCCCUCCGCCACCCCAUGGCCCUCUCCCUCCUCCCCUUCCCCGCCGCCGAGGCCGGCAUCCCCCCUGGCUGCGAGAACCUGGUCGUCACCCUCAACAACCACGACAUACAGCUCAAAUUCAUCAAGGCAAUGGAGCUUCUCCGUCAGCCGUUCGCCAGAGUCCUCAGAGAGUUACUCCCCGACGCCGUCGUCUCCGACUACUUGCUUUCCUCGACCCAGGACGUCGCAGCCGAGCUUGCCGUGCCGCGCCUCGUGUUCCACGGCAUGAGUCUCUUCUACCUCUGCGCCUCCCACAGUAUAGACAGCUUCAAAGUCCUUGAGUCCGUCCCGCCUGGCGGCGCCGAGUCCUUUGUCCUUCCCAGCCUCCCCCACCGGAUCGAGAUGCAGAGAUCCCAAAUCUGGGACUUGAGCAAGAUGCCUGAAAUGGCGGCGUUUUUCGACCGGUGCAAGAAUUCAGAGGAGCGGAGCUAUGGCGUAGUGGCCAAUAGCUACUACGAGCUGGAGCCGGAUUACGCCGAACACUACAGAAAGGUGGUGGGUAGAAGGGUGUGGAACGUCGGUCCGGUGUCCCUCUGCAACAGAAAUGAGAUCGAGAAGUCUCGGAGGGGAGAUGAGACUUCCAUGGAUUGCAACCAGUGCUUGAGCUGGUUAAACACCAAUAAGCCGGGAUCGGUGGUCUACGUUUGUUUUGGGAGCAUGUACAAAUUACCGAUAGCUCAAAUCAGAGAGAUUGCUUUGGGUCUCGAGGCCUCGGACACACCGUUUAUUUUGGUGGUGAGAGGUGUUCGUGGAAAUGACGCGGACUGGCUGCCAGAAGGGUUCGAGGAGGAAGUGGUGGGAAGGGGGAAGGGACUGAUCAUAAGAGGAUGGGCGCCGCAGAUAGUUAUAUUGAAUCAUGAGGCUGUUGGAGGAUUUGUGACGCACUGUGGGUGGAAUUCUUGCUUGGAGGGGGUGAGUGCCGGGGUGCCGAUGAUCACCUGGCCGAUGUUCGCCGAGCAGUUUUUUAACGAGAGGUUGAUAGUGGAGGUGUUGAAGGUUGGGGUUGGGGUCGGGGUGAAGGAGUUUGCUCGUGCUGGUGCAGAAAGGAGGGUGGUGGCAGGGGAGGAGAUAAGGAGGGCGGUGGGGAGGGUGAUGGGUGGGGGAGAGGAGGCGGAGGAGAUGAGGAGGAGGGCGAGGGAGCUCGCGGAGAUGGCAAGGAGGGCAGUGGAGGAGGGUGGAUCGUCUUAUGCAGACGUGGGGGAGCUUAUAGAGGAGUUGAUUGAGAGGAGGAAGACUACUGGUAGAGAAUGGAUGGGCUCUGCGGAGCAAGUGUGAGGGAAUUGUUCUUGGAUAUUUUUAUCCUUUCUAAAUCUUGGACGCGAGACGGGUUGCUUGGAUUCUCCACAUAUUGGUCGCUCAGAUCUCUCCGUCAAUAAAUCGAUCGAGUGGGCGGGAGUAAGCAGGUGAUCUCGAUCUU